AUGCUCUCCAAAUUGCUUCCAAUUCUGAUUCUGCAAGGUGGCCGAAGAACGUAUUCAUUGUGCUCGAAAGUCUACACCAUCCCAACAAGUAACCACACCCUAACUGGCCACAUUCUAAAGGUUCCAAACCUAAAUUCGCAGAAGAGAUGUUUUGGCACGCACAUUGUUGUCCGGCAAAAGAGGGAUCGGUUCUACACCGACAUUGGCGAGCUCCGGGCUGAAUUGGUAUACUCCAUCAGGGACGGUGUAAUGACCAUAAACAGCACCAACGUACCGGAGGAACUGGGCGGACACGGCAUUGGGAAGCUACUGGCCAAGUCGGCACUGGACUACGCACUGCUGAAUGGACACUUCAUUAUUAUAAGGUGCCGAUUUGUCCAGCACUACAUCGACAAGUAUGAGCCGCAAUACGCCAAGUACAUAAUAAAUUAGGGAAUCGAAAACAAAACUUCAAAAUUGUGAAAACAAGCAAACUAAACACAAAUAAAUCCCCCUACUAUGCACAUAGAUAACAUACAUAUAAACGAUUAUGUGCGUUCAGAUUUGUGGAAUUAAUAAAUUGGCUUAAUAAUUUAAAUUGGCUUAACUCUAA
Drosophila simulans is the source of this 592-nucleotide messenger RNA. RefSeq lists its product as uncharacterized. NCBI's taxonomy places the organism in Eukaryota, Metazoa, Arthropoda, Insecta, Diptera, Drosophilidae. The coding region runs from base 1 to 432 and encodes 143 amino acids. The transcript has a single exon. The record is from RefSeq and is a predicted model, not a curated record.